Messenger RNA from Orussus abietinus, 9050 nucleotides. RefSeq lists its product as uncharacterized. NCBI's taxonomy places the organism in Eukaryota, Metazoa, Arthropoda, Insecta, Hymenoptera, Orussidae. The coding region runs from base 203 to 8791 and encodes 2862 amino acids. Gene Ontology annotation, cellular component: membrane; extracellular matrix. The transcript is spliced from 9 exons. The record is from RefSeq and is a predicted model, not a curated record. Gene Ontology annotation, molecular function: hydrolase activity, acting on glycosyl bonds.
UUCGAUCGGUCGAAGCGCUCCUUCCCUCUACCCUCGUUAAGUCGCCACUCGACGGUGCGAAGUAAAUCGGAAAUAUUUAUCGUUUUCUCCAAGAGAACCAGGGAACUAAAAUUCCUGAACUAAAAGCAAACGCCGCGGGGUAAUAUGUGAAAUUUGUCUCCGCUCGCCGAGAGCAAGGAGCCAGAAAAGGGGACUUUUCAAAAUGGACGUCCCGGAUUCGCUGGUCUGGGCUGCUUUGACGAUUAUCCUGGCAAGUGCCAGCUUUGCCGAGGACGUGUCACUGAACGUCAACCUGAAGAAGCCCGUGGCCAUCGCCAGUGACAAAUUCCUCAGCUUGACCAUCGAUCCAUCCGUUCUACUAACGGACGAUGUGCUCUCGUCGAGGGCCGAGAAGACAGCCAAUAUGGCGAGAGCACUGUCUCCCGCGUUCAUCAGACUGGGAGGACCGGCGAGCAAUUCGUACACCUUCGAGCGGUCCCACUUCUCCCGAGAGGAGCGCGACCCGAAUUUCACAUUUUCCGAAGCGCACUGGAUUCUGGUGCAGCAGUGGGCGGAGACGGCGGGCCUGGAAGUGAUAGCAUGCAUCGCACCUCACCGGUCUGAUAAUAAUGGCGCUCGAACACCAUCCUGGGACUCCAGGAACGCCCUGGAUCUGAUUUCCUUCAGCGAUCGAAAUGGCUACAACAUGAGCUGGCAGUUAGGCUACGAAUGCCAAACCAGGUGCGACGUGUCCGGGACAGACCUCGGAAAGGACGUGGGGCGUUUGAGGAGCAUGUUGGAUGCAUUUCCGAGGUACGCGAAAAGUUUCGUGGCUGGUCCUGAUGUCGUUACCUUCAGGAGCAAGCAGCAGCAACAGUAUCUGCAUGAUUACCUCAAUGCAGCGGGGAGUGCACUCACUGCGCUGACUUGGCAUCCAGAUUUUGCCGGCAUAAGUUUGGACGCUGAGGGGGUCUCAUUGCACCACGAUCAGCUGGGCCUCGAGAAGGACGGACUGUACAGAGUUCUGGGCAGGUCGAUUUCGAAGAAGCCUCUUUGGAUCGCCGAGUCCAAGCCCGAGGAGUGCAAGAAACAAUUUCUGGGAGCUCUCGUUUGGACGAGGAGACUCGGAAAUGCAGCGAAACUCGGAGUGCAGGUCAUCAUGAGGCAGCCCGACAAAUCCAAUCUCUUCCAACCGUCGCCGGAUUAUUGGGUAUCUGUGCUGCACAAAAUGCUCGUGGGCAGAGAGGUACUCGACGCGAAGAUGACGAUCGGUAACCGGACGCACGUGCACUUUUACUGUCAGUGCACGAGGCCCUCUUCGAGAUACGAGAAGGGCUCGUUGACGGUUUUCGGGAUCAACCUGACCCCGGGCAAGGUUGUGGCGAACCUAAAGGGCCUGAAGAUCAAGACCCUACACAAGUAUAUCCUGCUUCCUGGCUUUGACGCGCCGAAUCGGAUGUUCGCCGAGACCGUCCUACUCAACAACGAGCCGCUGCAGCUGAUUAACGAGACCUUCGUCCCUGAUAUUAACCCGGCGAUUUCCAUUAGUGGGAAAGGUGCCAAUUUGAAGUUACCGUCAGGUGCGAUCGGCUUCUGGGUGAUUCCUGGUCUGAAGAUAAAGUCCUGCAUGGGUCACGACGACGAGACGGCCGAAAAGAUGUUGCUGAAGAAGUUAACUAAGAGGCUGGAAGACCUGGACGCGGAAGAGGAGAUGUUCCGGGAGGACGAGGAGGACCUGGACCUGGACAUCUCGUCGAUGGAGGACAGAAGAUCGCUGAAGCAGCAACAGAAGAAAAAAAGGAAGAUCAAGUACAGACAUAGCGAGGAGGACGAGGACGAGCGGAGGUUCCGGAAAAUCGAAUCCAGGAAGGACCUGGAAAAGGUGGAUCGGAUCUUGAAGAGGAGGGAGAAUCUGGAGGAAAGAAAACCCCACGUUCUGCGAGGAAGAGGUCACUUCGUCCUGGACGAGAACGCCGAGAAAAUGGAGGAAAUGUCGGAGGAAGAAGUAGCCGAACAACCAAAAUUUACGAAACUUGACUCAGGAGAAGAAAUCAGGGCCAAACUCGAAGAGUACAAAAAUCGACUAAUAGAGUACGAGAAUAAAAAAAGAAUGACCGAGGAUCAAGAAGAGAAUCUCCCCGAAAAAAUAAACGCGAAUUUUAAGGAAGACGAGAGAAGAGACCCGGAGAUCAGCUCGGAAAUAAAAAUGAAGGAGGUGCAGUCGAGUCCUGUCGAGGACCACGCGAGCUUUUUGAGUUCAGGACAAUCGAACAACGCAGCUGACGUAAAAACUACGAAUCAAUCGCCGACCGAAGAUCGAUCAUCGGAAUCGAUCGAGUCGGACAAGUCAAAAAGGACCUCCACGUCCGCAACAUUCGAGGACCAGCUGAGGACUCUUUCGAAGGCCCUUGUCGGCGAGAAGGUGAGGCGUAGAAGAGACGCCAUCGUCCGACCCAAAAGAGAUCUCGACAAAACGUUCGGCGACGAUCCCCUGGGUCUGCGUCGAGACAGUAUUUUCAGGAAGAGGUCAAAAAACGAGGACAUCAAGGAGCGCAGGUGGGAGCGAAGGAAUCGAAGAAAGGAAAAGGAAGAGACCCUGAAGAAGGAGGUCCAGCCGGUGCUCUUCGACCCCCGCAACGCGGACAGCAACGAGAACAACUUCUACGGGUUUGCGAAGAGAGACCCCUUGAAGGGAUUUCCCGAGGGCGACGUGUACUUCGGCACGGGAACCUCAUCCGAGGAGAAGGUGAAGGACUACGACUACGUGAAGGACGACGAAGAGGUGGAGACGGAGGAGCAGAAGCUGAGGAGGCGGAAAUCGACGAGCAUCCGGAAGUCGCCGGAGCCGGACGACACCUGGAUCGAAGAAGACACCCAGGGCAUGUCCAGUUACACGCCCUACGAAUUCUUCGAGAACGUGAACAUGCCGAUAGCCAGGAUAAAGGAAAACCUGCGAGGCUACGGAGAGCUCUUCGAGGCCGACUCCUGGCAGGACACGGGAAUGGACGCCGAAGAGGCCCUUCGAGACGACGACGCCGUUGCCGACGAGAUCGUCGAAGAGGCGCAUUUCGACGAACACGAGGACAAGAUGGCAAAGGAGAGCGCGGUGAAGACUCUGAUAAAUUAUUACGACAAGGCGGAGAUCCUAAAGGACGAGCCGGACUACGACGUGGAAGAAACGCCCGUAAGAACCAAGAUCUCUUCAAGGUCCGGGAACAGAGAUAGACAAGUUCCGGGCGCGAAAACCAGGAAAAGGGUGAAGAACUUCCACUCCCAGGAGGCCGAAGAGUACGCGGACUUUGACGCGAUGCACUUCGCCAAUGCCGAUGCAUUUUCUGAAGACCGCUUCAGGCAGUUAGACGGUUUCGGGUUGGAGAACAGGCAGAAGAAUGGAAGAAGGGCCAGGAGGGACUUAAACGCGAUUCUCGACGAGGAGAUGUUCCAUCAGGACGAAGAUGACUUGAACCACCGAUUUAUUCGGGAUGUUAACUUGCAGAAUGCAUUCCUGGACGGGGAGGUGCUUCUUCGGGCUCAAGAGACCUUGGAGAAAAAUCAGGGAAACGAGAGAGUCAUCAGAGACAUGUAUCCAUAUAAAUACAAGGAUAGUAAAAAACGAAGAAAGCAAAGAGGUCCGCGGAGCGCGGUCGAUAGCUUCGAAGUUGCCUCUGACUUGGAGGACCCCGAAGAGGUCGACGAGAGGUACAAAAGAAUUUCGGAAUCCUCCGAAGAUCUCAAGAAAAGCGAGGAUUGGGAUUCCAAGGAACCGUUUAAUUAUUAUCAGGACGAAGAGGCGUUUUAUCAGCCCCGAGUGGACUUGGAAAAUUCCGAAGACCCUGAAGAACGGGUCUACUACAAGGACGGGGUGUCGAGCAUCCAGGUCGUGCAGAAGAUCCAGCCAGGAAGAGCGCCACUGGACGCGUCCCAGGAAAAUUACGAAGAGGCACCACAUCAGCGAUACUGGGAGCAGGGAAUCCAAGAACCACCUCUACAAAUGGCUCCAUUGAUACCCGAAGAAGGACUUUUGUUGAUCGAAGAUUCCCCGUCAUGGGAGGAAGAAGAUGAAGAGGAAGUGGAAGCGGAAAAUGACUUACCGAGAGUUCAGAUCGUUCGUCGGGUCCCUUCGAUUCCGAUAGAACCGAUCGAAAUCAGUGAAGAAAUCGAACGGAAAGUCCAGGUCCCUCGUCAGAUCGCUCCAGUACUUGAAGAGGAGAAAGUGAAAAGCGCCGAAGAAAUUGCGACGGAUCUUCAAAUUCGAUCACCAGCAAAUAAAAGAAAAGAGCCUUUCGUGAGUAAUGUCAAGGUGCAAUCUCCCCCGAAAAAGAGGUCCAGACUGGCGCAGUCCUUUCGCAGAGCUCAGGAGCACCUUGAAGAAAUGGAAGCGGAUCUGCAGAGAGAGGCAAAAACGGCUGAAGAAGCUUCAGCGUUGGAGAUGGAUAGGGUGUCUGAAGCACCUCGAGUCUUGAAGGAGAUCUCAGGGUCUAUAGACCCUGUCGAAGACGGAGGCAACGUCGACCCUAACGAAGAAACGCCGUUGGUGAACCGGGUCGAUAGGUCAUCCAAAGCGAAGGCCACUGUUGAAAAAGAUAAAUCCGAAGAGACUUCUUCGGAUUAUUUGGUGAACCAGUCGGAGCCUCUAGAGGACACAAAAAAUCUGAAGCACGUCGAAACCGAGACGAACUGGAAUGGAGAAGACGAAGAGUCAUCUAAUCCACCUUCUUCCGUGUUGAGGAAAAGGAACCCUGAAGAAUCUGACUUGCCAGGGUCGUUAUUCGAUGCUUUCGGCAAUGUCGAGCAGUCCAAUUUCAGAUGCUCGAAAGGGAACCCAAGGACCGGAAGAAAAACUGCCGACAGUUCGAGUAUCUCUUCGGGAACUUUUUCAAGAACUGAAAAUUCCUUCAUGGGCAAAGUGGACCAGGAUUCCCCGAGGAUGUCCACUGGUCUUUCACGAAGAAGAGCGCAAAGUCCUUCCUCCGGUUCGGAGAGUGAAGAACCUCAAACUCGGAAAAGUGGAAGAAGAGAACCGAAAAUCAUUCGCGGUGGAAAUAGAACGAAAAUUCCGAAAGUGACCACGGAAAUGCCAAGUAGCGAUGUCGAAAACGAGGAUACUUCGAAAGUCGAUGAAAGCAUUCGCACCGAAAGGAAAAGCGAAGAGGGGCAGAAUCCUCGGAAAAUGGAGGAAAUUUUGGACCCCUCGAAAAACGAAAGCGAAAAAAAUGCUCCGACGAGGAAGACCGGUUAUGAAAAAAUAACCACUGAUUAUGAAUCGACUACCGGAACCGAAAUUGUAGAAGACGAUUCAGGAAAAACAGAAAGCGAAAAUGUCCGCGAGGAGAGAAAAGCCGAAGACGAGGGGAAACUACCCGGCAACGUACGAGAAGAACCGGAAAAAGAAGACGACGAAGGGAAAAUUACUCUUUCGAGCGAAGCUAUUCUGGAAGAGUCGAUAAAUAUUCCCGCCGAUCUGCCGAGCGAGUCGGGAGCCGCGAAGCUGAUAAGAGAGGCCCUGAAGAGGAUUAAGAUAAGACCGGAUACCCCGAAAAUGAAGAGGAAGACCACUGGGAAGGCUGAAGAGAUGUCGAAAGCUCGCGAAGCUAGAAUGACUGCGAGAAACGAGGCUCUUCAGGCCCUGAAGAGAGAAAGCGAGAGAAAGGUGGCGGAGAACAUCAACAUCCUGGAGAACAUGGUGAAGUUGAGAUCGGUGGAUCAGAAGAAGAAAUUGGAGCAGCUGGAAAAAUUGAAAGACAGACUGAGACUGAAGCGAGGAAAAGGUGCCCAGCAAUACAAGGACGAAUUUCUGGAAGCUAUGCACGAUCUAAAAAUAAGUGAUCAUAGAACGCUGAAGAAGAGGGACGUUUGGCAAGGUGGAAAAAUCGACUAUCCAGAAAAUAGUCGGCCGAUCGCGAUGGACCAGGAAAAAUUCGACUACAUUCUUGCAAACAGACCUAUCGACUACCCUGUACCUGCAGAUUACUCGAAGCCAAUUCAUCUAGAGACUCCGAAGUACGUCCCCGAAGUGGAGACCGUGAGGCCACUCCACGACGUCAGGGAACGGAAAGUCGAGCCUCUUCCAAUACACUCCAGAUCGGUCAAGGAUCCAAAAUUGUUGGAAUUUUCUGAGAUGUCUAAUCCGAGCCUGAUGCACGUCUUGAAACGCCGACUGACCGAGGAACUUGAAGAGAAAACCGAGAAAAAUAGUUCCUCCGAGGUGACGACCUCGAAUGCCCAAGAAAUGGGCAGUUUUGAAAGUUCACGGGUAUUUUAUUCGGGCUAUCCAAAUUUGGAUUACAAUGGGUAUACUCAGAAUUAUUUAGGCAAUCCUGAAGGAAUUUUCUCGCCAUACGGAUUCUAUGGAUAUACUCCGAUAUUGGACGUGAGCUCGUAUGAUAACAGAUUUUUGGGAGAUCAGCUCCAGGAUUUGGAUUCGAAUAGGGAAGAACACGAAACUGUGAAUCGCUUGGAUAGAACUGCUUAUGGAUCUCCCGUAGAAGAGUAUUCUAACGUGCCCAGUAUAGACGGAAAUUAUGGACAGGGUUUUAUGCACCAAAUUUUGGAGAUCGACCCUUCCACCUACACCGGUGGAGAGCCGAUAUUGAAUAUCCGGGAGAUUUACUUCGCACCUGGUAUCAAUAGAUUUCUGCCAUUUUGGAGUGGACCUUACUACAAUCCAGAGAAUUAUUUAACGAGGGUGCAAGAAAAUCCGGAAUCGACGAGCGAGAGUGAUGCAAAAGAAAAGGUCUCGUCAGGGCUCUCUCCCGGAAUCUCUUCAGGGUCCACCGAUCCCCCCGAAGAGGCAAAAGAAGAGUUCACCUCUCCAGAGCGCAUAACGAUAAACAUGAAGAAUGACGUCCCCGCGAAUGGAAAGAUAGAAACGAAAGACCCCGAAAACGUGGAAAGGGGUAAAAAGGAGGUACAAGCCGAAGCGAAGGUUGAACCCACGACGGAAAAUCUGGGAACGCUGAAGUCCCUAAAAAAUGAAGAAACUAUCCAAGCUAAAAAUGACGCGACUCAACAAGGAGAAUUGAGAAACGCAAGGGCAUCGGGGGCUUUCAUGAUUUUGGAAAACAGGAGAAAAAUCGAGGAGGAGGUUCGAAAGGGAAUCGAAGCCGAAGAGAGAGUUCGCAGCUUGGCGGUAGCGGAGCCAGAUUUUCCUGAUAAUUUCGACGCCACCGCUGAAAGGAAAAUUCGAUCGCGAAGAAAGCUCUCCAUUCGCGGAAGAAGAUCCGUUGUCGAAGAGCAGUCCGAAGAAGCCUCGAUUGCAUCUCCGACGACCGAAUCAUCGGUAGAAAAGAAAUCCGUGAAAAAUGUCACCUGUAAUUACAUGUGCCUGAAGGAAAAUUCAAAUGAAGCUUCGGGAGAAGACAAGCUUUUCAAGGUGAUCAAAGAAGAAGACCAUUACAAAGCGCUGCCCAUUGAUGAGAUUGCGGUGAACGAAGAAUACACGAAGAACAUGCAAAAAAUAAAUAGCGAAGCUAAUAGAAAGUACAAGAGUCCAAGGUACGAAAGACUGGCACCGAGACAUGCCGAAGACGUGGAUAAGGGAGCGGGUAAAGGGAAAGAGAGUCCAAUUCUCCUUGAAGAGAACCCUGAAGAGGUUUCUCCCGAAGGGACGGAUUCUUCGAUAGCUCGCGAAGAGUCCACAGACUUUCCUGACAAGGCGGACGACCGAGUUAGUAAGAAGAAUAUCGAACUUAAAUACGAUAGACUGGCUAAAAAGAGUGCCGAGGAAUCGAGGAGCAAGAAAGAGACAAAGAACCGUCCCCCAAAUUCGUAUCAAAGCGCGAACGCCGGACAGAGAAUAAGAGAACCGUUUUCGGAAGAGGACUCGGGGUCGGUGGAACUUCACCCAUUAUUUUCAAAAUUGAGGGCCGUCGAGAACGAGAUGGACUAUGGCGAAUCUUCUCGAGGAUUUUCGAGGAAGAGCGCUUCACCUUCGAGGAGACAACCCGAAAAAUACCCGAAGAGACAAGCUUUCCUCCUGGACCUCCCCGACGUUUAUCCCCAGACCCUGAAUUCGCGUUUUCGCAACGACGAGAGGAGAUACAGAGACUACAGAGACGUCUACGUAGACUUGGACAGCCUCGAAGCGAGUAAUUACGAAUUGCUAAUGUUGGUUCCAGUGAAGAGUCAGAAGCUGAAGAGACAACGGAGGAGCAUCGACGACCCCGCGAUUAAGACUCUGGACAGUGAACCGAAUGAAUUGCGCAAAAAAAUUGAAAAUCCUUAUCGGACCUUCGAUUUUCAACCCUACGUAAAGGACACGGAAAGCGUUAAAUCUAUAGAAGAUUAUAUAAAAAGGACUAACGAUAUUCUGAGGUCUGCAGUGACAGCGAACAUCGCAAAUCCCAGCAACAAUGACAAACUUUCAAAAACUCUGAAUAAAAUACUAAACCCCAAAUCGGACCUUAAGGAGCUUAACAAAAUAUCGCUGAAUUUUAGCAAUGACCUGAGGAACCAACUCGAAUCCGAAGAAAGAACCUGGAUCGACUCGAAAAACGCUAUUUUGAAGUCGGAAAUUCCCGAUGGGAAAAUUGGUGGGAGUAAACCCAAGUCUUAUCUGGAAGACACGAUUGGAAAGGUGGAAGACGCGAUAACGGGCGGACUGAAGAAGGCGGAAAAUCUAUCGGAAUCCGUGGAACAAUUGGUCAAUGAUUUCGACAAAUUAAACGAAGAACUCGAAUGGAAGAGAGCGGUAGGACGUACGUUAACGAGUGAUUCGAAACUGUCUACUCGAACGGUAUUUAGUGACAUACUGGAUAACGUUAAAAGAUUCUUCACUCUUCUAUCAGGAAUUGUUCGCGUUUUCAAUGCUUAAUGUUUGCGAAUUCUUUGACAUUACUAGUUUAAACCCUGACAUGAAAAAAAAAAACGUCUUCUGCAAAUAUACGUCCACAUUUUCAGAUGACGAAACAAUAAUUAUCGCAAUCAUCUGCUGUGCUUAAUUUAAUAUUCUAAGCUUAAUAAGUUAACGAUUUUAAGAAUCUACCCUUAUUUAUUACGCUAGUUAAUUUUUAUAGUAUCUAUGUAGCUUUUUGUAUCGUCUACAAGUGUCCAUAAACUUUCGAGAAAGAAAA